Molecule: messenger RNA, 1967 nt
Organism: Meloidogyne enterolobii
Lineage: Eukaryota; Metazoa; Nematoda; Chromadorea; Rhabditida; Meloidogynidae
Source: the annotation of a GenBank genome assembly
UUUGUUUUUGUUUUUCUUAUUUGUUUUUGUGUUUUUCUGAUUUGUUUUAGUGUUUUUUUGAUUUGUGUUUUUGUUUUUUUCUGUUAUGUUUUUGUGUUUUUGUGUUUUUCUGAUUUGUUUUUGUGUUUUUCUGAUUUGUUUUUGUGUUUUCUUAUUUGUUUUUGUGUUUUUCUGAUUUGUUUUUGUGUUUUUGUGUUUUUCUGAUUUGUUUUUGGGUUUUUCUGAUUUGUUUUUGUGUUUUCUUAUUUGUUUUUGUGUUUUUCUGAUUUGUUUUUGGGUUUUUGUGUUUUUCUGAUUUGUUCUUUAUGUUUUAUUUUCUUUUUGCUUCAAGUUUUAUUUUUCUACCUUGCAUCAAGUUUAUUUAUUUUUUUGCUUCAAGUUUUAUUUUUUUUUUGUUUCAAGUUUAUUUUCUGUUUCAAACUUAUUUUUCUACCUUAAAUCAACUUUAUUUUUUUGCUUCAAGUUUUUGUACUCUUUUUCACCUCUUAGCAUUUUUGUGGUGUAGUGGUAACGUAGUGGACUUUCCCCUUUCAUUCGGUGUUGCCCUUCCAGUAAUCGAAACAAUUGGGGAAGAAGAAGACGACGAAGAAGAAAUCCCAGUAACUCAAUCAGUUUUUGGUUUACAAGAAUUGCCAGUUACUACUGAAUCAAUUUUUGGACAAGCAAUAUUUCUUCUUUUACUUUUUGUUAUAUUAGCUAUAACUGGGACUGGAAUUGUUUUGUUAAUUACUAAAAUUAAAGUUAAUAAACAAAAUAAUAAUAAACAAUUGGUUGGGAAUAAACAACAAUUACAACGGUUGGAGGGAAAUAAUGGAAGAUAUCAAAGUCUAAAAUAUCCAUGUAUUCAACCAAAACAACAUAUUGGACCUAUAAUUAGUACAAGUUGUCAAGAUUGUGGUACACCUCGCUUACAACAUGAAUGUAGUACUCCUCGUCUUGAAAAACAACAAUGGCAUAAUAAUAAUACUUUUUUGACUCAAACAACCCCCACUUCAUUAAAAAAACAGCAACAUCAUUUAUAUGUCGACCCAACAACUUAUGAGGACCCAACACAAAUAUUAGCAGCAUUUACAAAUGAAAUAUAUGCAAAAGAUGUUGAAAUAACAAGAGUAAUAGGUAGUGGUGAAUUUGGGGAAGUUUGUUGUGGACGGUUAACUGUUGAAGAUAGUUAUGGACAGAGACAGCAACAAAUAGUAGCAGUCAAGCGUUUGUUACCUGAAGCAAGUUGCAAAGCUAAAACAGACUUUUUGUUGGAAGCUUCUAUAAUGGGGCAAUUUGAACACGAAAAUGUUAUUAGAUUAAUUGGGGUUGUUACAAGAACAGAGCCAGUUAUGUUAAUAACCGAAUAUAUGUUGUAUGGUUCUUUGGAUCAAUUUUUGAGGGCAAAUAGAGAUGGACAAUUAACUAUAUGUCAAUUAGUUAGAUUAUUGCAUGGAAUUGCUUGUGGAAUGAAUUAUUUAACUGAUAAGGCUUAUGUUCAUAGGGAUUUGGCUGCCCGUAAUGUUCUCGUCGACGACCGUUUAACUUGCAAAAUUGCUGAUUUUGGUUUAAGCCGAGGAUUACGUCCAAGUAACAACAGUUCUGGUAGUGGUUCUCCACCUUUUAUUGAACAGGAAUAUACAACACAACAAGGAGGGAAAAUUCCAAUUCGUUGGACAGCGCCAGAGGCGAUAAUGCAACAUAAAUAUACAACAGCUUCGGAUGUGUGGAGUUUUGGUGUUGUUAUGUGGGAGGUUUUAUCAUUUGGAGAACGUCCAUAUUGGGAUUGGAGUAACCACAGAGUUAUUCAAGAAGUUAUUCAUUCUGGUUAUCGUUUACCAGCUCCACAAGACACUCCAAAACGUUUAUAUGAAAUUAUGAUGACUUGUUGGUAUGCAGAAAGGAAUUUAAGGCCAACAUUUGCCCAAUUACUUUCACAAUUAAAUGCAUUCCUUACAGAUGUAGACUUUUUUUAUAAAUAUAUUUGA